AUGACGACCACCAACGGCAACACCAACGCCAGCACCGCCGUGCCGAACCCCGGCCUGAGCCUCGAGCUCAAGGGCAAGAUCGCGUUCGUGACCGGCGGCGGGCGCGGCAUCGGGCUGGCGAUCACGCAGCAGCUUGCGAAGGCCGGCGCAACUGUCGUGAUUACGUGGAACUCGCGCGACGCGACCCCCGUCGCGGAACAGGUGGCCGCCGAAACCGGCUCGACGGUGCUCGCGUACCACUGUCCCGGGGAGCAGAGCGCCGUGGUGAACGAGGUCGUCGACCGCGUCUCGCGCGAGGUCGGCGAGGUCGACUUUGUCGUGUGCAAUGCCGGCGUGUGCAAGCACCAGGACACGGUGGACAUGACUGAUGACGACCUCGCCUUCGUCAUGCAGAACAACCUCUUCGCGCCGCUGUACCUUUCGCGCGCGUUCGUGCGCCACUGGCUCGGCCUCAAGACGGCCGUUAGCCAGCAGUCAAGCUACCCACCCCGGCCAGAGUACCGGACCCUCGACAAGAAGAUCAUCUUCAUCUCGAGCAUUAGCGGGGUUGUGAGCAUGACCCCGCAGAACCAGGUGUCGUAUAAUUCGAGCAAGGCGGGGUUGACUAUGGCCGCCAAGUCUCUGGCCGGCGAGUGGGCUCAGUAUGGAAUCGCCGUUAACGCCCUUUCCCCGGGCUAUGUCUCUACCGACAUGACAUCUUGCGACCCUGCGUGGAUGCAAAAGUGGAGCGACAUGACCCCCUUUGGACGGUUCGCGCAGCCCGCCGAGCUGGGCAACAUGGUCGUGUUGAUGUGUUCUGGGCUCGCGAGCCGGUUCUUGACGGGCCAUGACUUGGUGAUGGACGGGGGCUACACUGUUUACUAG
This is a messenger RNA of Vanrija pseudolonga, 864 nucleotides long. It is a transcript of the gene mtdH, whose product is annotated as NADP-dependent mannitol dehydrogenase. The transcript is spliced from 5 exons. The record is from RefSeq and is a predicted model, not a curated record. NCBI's taxonomy places the organism in Eukaryota, Fungi, Basidiomycota, Tremellomycetes, Trichosporonales, Trichosporonaceae. The coding region runs from base 1 to 864 and encodes 287 amino acids. Gene Ontology annotation, molecular function: oxidoreductase activity, acting on the CH-OH group of donors, NAD or NADP as acceptor.